AUGGAACGAGACGCGACGCGCAACGUGGAGACUUUUCCAAAGGGACGAUGAUAGUUUAGGAGCCUGUUGCGUUUUGACUGCUGGGGUGACUGAAUGUGUGGUAGUGUUUAAAUUCAGUUUGAUGGCUCUGGCUCCAGAUAGACCGAAAAAGUGAAGUCAAAGUCUCGCCGUGAGUGAAUGUAUCGUUAUUUUGACGCAUCCACAGAGGCUGGACUUGGAAUAAAUUCACACUUGCGCGCGCUUUGAAAGGGUUUCCGAAGCCUGUACACAAUUACACCGAGACAGGAGACCAACGACCUCUUGUUGAAGAGGACCGUGAGAAUGAGCGACAAAAACAAAAUGGAAGAUGAAGCUGUGGUGGACAGGGGGGCAUCUUACAUCAAAAACGUGUGUGACGAGGAGGUUGAAGGUCAUCACACAGUCUACAUUGGAGUUCACGUGCCUAAGAGUUACCAGCGCCGGCGACGACACAGACGACGAACAACUCACAAAGACAAGAGAGAACGUGUGACGGAAAGUGUGAGCGACAAAUUGGAAGCUGAGAAUGCAGAUGACUCCGCCUCCUGCAUUCUCAAACCACUCAUUUCCCCGGCAGCAGAGCGGAUUCGCUUCAUGUUGGGAGAGGAUGACAGCGGCCCACCUCCACCGCAGCUCUUCACCGAACUCGAUGAACUUCUUGCCGUUGACGGUCAAGAGAUGGAGUGGAAGGAAACCGCCAGAUGGCUAAAGUUUGAAGAGAAGGUGGAGAAGGGUGGAGAGCGUUGGAGUAAACCUCAUGUGGCAACUCUCUCACUCCACUCGCUUUUCCAGCUGAAGAGCUGCAUAGAAAAAGGAACCAUCAUGCUGGACAUGGAGGCAAACUCUCUUCCUCAGAUCGUUGAUUUAAUCACUGAUGAUCAGAUUGAGUGUGGGCAGCUAAAGCCCGAUUUGAAGGAAAAGGUCGUCUACACUUUGCUACGGAAACAUCGUCACCAGACCAAAAAGUCCAACCUGCGUUCCUUGGCUGACAUCGGCAAAAGUGUGUCCAGUGCGAGCAGAUUGUUCAGUAACCAAGAGAACGUGCGCAGUCCUCUCGAUCACCCUGUGCCUUGCUUUACCACCUUUGAACUUGACGAGCAAAUUCAGAUGCAGAGAAGCAACAGCAUGGGACUUCUCUGCAGCCCAACAACGGCCCAUCGUAACCUGACCUCCAAUAGCCUCAAUGAUCUCUCAGACAAGCCUGAGAAAGACCAGUUGAAUAAUAAAUUCAUGAAGAAAAUACCACGGGAUGCGGAAGCGUCAAACGUGUUGGUCGGCGAGGUGGAUUUCCUGGACGUACCCUUCGUGGCAUUCGUACGUCUUCAGCAGGCGGUGAUGUUGGGAGGCCUCACCGAAGUCCCCGUUCCCACACGGUUCCUUUUUAUUCUGUUGGGACCCAAAGGAAAGGCCAAAUCAUAUCAUGAGAUCGGACGAGCCAUUGCGACGCUCAUGUCUGAUGAGGUUUUUCAUGACAUUGCUUAUAAAGCGAAAGAUCGUGGUGACCUGCUGGCAGGUAUAGAUGAGUUCCUGGAUGAAGUCAUAGUUCUACCUCCUGGAGAAUGGGACCCUGACAUCAGGAUCGAACCUCCAAAAUCUGUCCCAUCUGCUGAUAAACGCAAGAACAUUCUCGCCAGCGGAGGGGAGGGGUUUCAGAUGAACGGUGGACCGCCCCAAGACGGGGAUGCAGGGGGCGGCGGCGGGCAUGAGGUCGGUGAUGAACUCAAAAUGACCGGCAAGUUUUGUGGGGGUCUCGUUCUUGACGUCAAGAGGAAACUCCCAUUUUUUGCGAGUGACUUUUACGAUGCUCUGCACAUUCAGUCUCUCUCUGCAGUCUUGUUUAUUUACCUGGGUACUGUAACUAACGCCAUCACCUUCGGAGGGCUUCUGGGAGAUGCUACUGAGAACAUGCAGGGAGUGUUGGAGAGUUUUGUUGGGACAGCGUUAUCGGGUGCCGUGUUCUGUCUGUUAGCGGGUCAACCUCUCACCAUCCUGAGCAGUACUGGGCCUAUGCUAGUCUUUGAGCGGCUGCUGUUUAACUUCAGCAAGGAUAAUAACUUCGACUAUCUGGAGUUCCGUCUGUGGAUCGGCCUCUGGUCCGGAUUCAUGUGUCUGAUCCUGGUCGCAACCGAUGCCAGUUUCCUGGUGCAAUACUUCACUCGGUUUACAGAAGAAGGGUUUUCUGCGCUCAUCAGCUUCAUCUUCAUCUAUGAUGCCUUUAAGAAAAUGCUCAAACUGGCUCACCAUCAUCCAAUCAAUGCACAAUAUGACUUAGACCUUGUUACUCAGUAUGGAUGCCACUGCAGUCCACCGGACGGUAACAGUUCAGCUGUGUACAUGGAAAAGAUGGAGGCCAUGAUGAACAACAGUGUACAGCAGCAUUUGAACGCGACCUGGAUAUCGUUGACGCGCUCGGAAUGUUUGGAAUGGGGAGGCCGUCUGAUUGGUCCAGCCUGCGACUACGUCCCCGACAUCACACUGAUGUCAUUUAUUCUGUUCCUCGGCACAUACGCCUGCUCCAUGUGUCUGAAGAAGUUCAAAACCAGCAGAUUUUUCCCAACCAGGGUCCGCAAACUAAUCAGUGAUUUCGCCAUUAUUCUAGCCAUUUUGAUCUUCUGUGGGGUGGACGCCCUGGUUGGUGUGGAUACGCCCAAACUACUAGUGCCAAGUGAAUUCAAGCCGACAAAUCCAAACCGUGGUUGGUUUAUCUCACCAUUCGGAGGAAACCCAUGGUGGGUUUACCUGGCAGCCAUUUUACCUGCUCUACUGGUCACCAUCCUCAUCUUCAUGGACCAGCAGAUUACGGCAGUCAUCGUCAACCGCAAGGAGCACAAGUUGAAGAAGGGAGCCGGGUACCAUUUAGACCUGUUCUGGGUCUCGGUUCUCAUCAUUUUGUGCUCGUUCAUGGGGCUGCCCUGGUACGUGGCGGCAACCGUCAUCUCCAUCGCCCACUUAGACUCACUCAAGAUGGAAACUGAGACAUCAGCACCAGGAGAGCAGCCCAAAUUCCUAGGAGUCAGGGAGCAGAGAGUCACAGGAAUAUUUGUGUUCAUUCUGACAGGUCUGUCAGUCUUCAUGGCCCCCGUUCUGAAGUUCAUCCCUAUGCCUGUGCUGUAUGGCGUGUUCCUCUAUAUGGGCGUGGCCUCUCUCAAUGGCGUACAGUUUAUGGAUCGUUUGCAACUGUUGCUGAUGCCAGCAAAACACCAGCCAGAUCUGAUCUACCUGAGAUACGUACCGCUCAGACGAGUUCACCUCUUCACCUUUAUACAGGUGCUCUGUCUAGCUCUCUUAUGGGUGCUGAAGUCUACAGUAGCAGCCAUCAUAUUUCCUGUGAUGAUUCUUGCAUUGGUGGUAGUGAGAAAGGCCAUGGAUUAUGUGUUCUCUCAACACGAUCUCAGUUACCUGGAUGACGUCAUGCCUGAGAAAGACAAGAAGAAGAAGGAGGAUGAGAAGAAGAAGAAGAAGAAGAAGAAAGGAAGCAUAGACAGUGACAUGAAUGACUCAGAUUUUCCAGCUAAUGAGAAAGUUCCCUGCAUAAAGAUUUCCAUGGAGACCAUGGAAAAGGAGCCAAUGCUGGGGGAGAAGCCCUCAGACAGAAGUAAGCCCACGUCCUUCCUCUCUCCGUACUGAUGGAAAGCACUUUUUCCCUUCCAAGACUUUGUCAAGUCAGGAUUUAAACCCUUUUAAGAUGACAGUGCCUCAGAUUAGAAUCGAUUUGGACCCUGACCACAACAAAUUCUUCUGGAAAACACCAGCUUCAGAAACAUCCCUGUAAACACUCAAAAACAACCCAAUGAACUCUGAAAACACUGAUAAACAGUCACUUUUAGGUCCAGAGAAGGAUCAUUUAGCGUUGAAUUAUUCAGCUAAACAACCCUAAAAAAACUUUUCUUGAAAAUGAAUGUUACAACCAAUAGUUGCACAAGCACAAACUCUAUAUCAAAACAUUUUCUAUUUUUAUUUAAAUGGUUUUUUUUUUUUUUUUGGUUUUACUCCACAAAAUGACCUCCUUAGUUUUUGGAAUUACUGUCAAAAAAAGGUAUUUUAGAUUUAGUUAUAGGUUGUGUGUGUCCAGAAAGGUACAAAUCGAAUUGUUUUUUUGUUCUGAUAAAUAUGCAUACUUCUUUUAUAACCAUAAUAUUUUAUUAAACAGAAAACAUAUCAAAAUUUAAAUCAUAAUCAGUCUUAAAAAUGUAGAAUCCAACUGCAUAAAGUGAUUUGUGAUUUGAGUUUUCGUUUGGCCAAAUAACUGCACUUCAUUCAAACGAGCACAUUAGAUCAAAUAUUUU
Xyrauchen texanus (razorback sucker) is the source of this 4304-nucleotide messenger RNA. RefSeq names its product electrogenic sodium bicarbonate cotransporter 1-like. NCBI's taxonomy places the organism in Eukaryota, Metazoa, Chordata, Actinopteri, Cypriniformes, Catostomidae. Gene Ontology annotation, molecular function: sodium:bicarbonate symporter activity; solute:inorganic anion antiporter activity; monoatomic anion transmembrane transporter activity. The coding region runs from base 322 to 3645 and encodes 1107 amino acids. The record is from RefSeq and is a predicted model, not a curated record. The transcript is spliced from 28 exons. Gene Ontology annotation, biological process: transmembrane transport; monoatomic anion transport; regulation of intracellular pH. Gene Ontology annotation, cellular component: basolateral plasma membrane; plasma membrane.